CGAGUGCUGUGUUAUGACCCAAAGAAACCAAGCUCGUGUUUAUUUAGCAGGGAAAACAACAACACGUUUUCUCAGCACUCCUUUCUCCGAAAGCAUUUAAACGCCUCUAUUUUUAACUUAUCGCCAAUGAUCUCCGGAGGAAAUGUAGUUCCCAGUUGGAAUUUUACACUUCUUGGACUUUGUGGAGCGAUUAUUAUAAAGAAAAAGAAGAGAAGAGGGUUUUAAAAAAUAAUUCCAAAACGAUUAUUUGUCUUACCUUCAAGUUCUGGAGAGACCGUAGCGACGCUCCUGUCUCAGCGCUGCCAUUUCUACAACUGAGCACCAUCAGCGACAUCCUGCCUGUGGCGUGACGUCACGACGCGGGGGCGGGGCCAGCCUCGCACACACAUGAUAUAGUGGACGCCAGCCGGGAGGAGAGGUAGAGGAGGUCAGAGUGCACUACGGAAGGUACGCAACUGUUGGCAAAAUGUGAGACAUUUUUCACAGAUGAAGCCAAGAUUUCGGGAUGCCGUGCCAUCUGAAUUUAAUGAAACGUGGCACGUGUUUUCAUCAAUAUUACAUCAUGGGAAUAUUCCAAUGUUUUGGGAGGUUGUAGGCGUUCACAGUUUAGCGACCGACUAACUGACUUACGCCUGAUAGGAUCAUCUAAUUCCAUAGACAAGCAGAUGGUGUCCAUCGCUCUCUGAAUGGGAAAUGGAACCAGUGUCUUGUUGUGAGAAGCAUGUGGACCCAACAUGUGAACUUGAGGGUACGCUUGGACCUGAGGAGGGGACAGAGGAGGAGCUGAGUAGACCCAAGAUAGCCCAAGAUGAGAGCCUAAGAGGAGACAUCGCGCUGGAAAACUGUGAGAGCAGAAACUCAUGCGGUCCAGAACAAGAAGAAUCAGAGACACGAUGCCGUGGACGGGGAGAAUUGAAAAAGACAAACAGCUGGAAGAUGGUUCGAUUCCAAGAACCGUCCUUGGAGGACGAUGUGCUGGAGAGGGACAGCUCGGCAGAGAGUCUUUUUCCAGAAUACGCCUUGGAAGAGUGGACCACCAUCUCCUUUGAGAAUCUGUUCAUGAAGGAAGACUGGCAGUACAUAACAGAUGACCGACUGCUGAGGAAAAAGCUGCUGGAGCCUGCCGCCCCCUCGGCCCCUCGUCCCAUCUGGGGCCAACAAGUUACUGUGAAGAUGCAGGCUGUCCUGGAGGACCGCACUGUAGUGGAGAAGGAUAGCAAGUUGGUGUUUGUUAUCGGGGAAAGAGACGUAAGCCAGGCGCUGGAGGAGUGCGUCCUGUCCAUGCACAAGGGUGAGAUCACAUUACUGCUGGCUGACUCUCAGUACGCAUACGGGCUCGUGGGCAGAGAGCCUGACAUCCCCGCAUGGGCUCCUCUGCUCUACCAGCUGCAGCUGCUGGACAUCACAGAUAAACCAGAUCCACUGAAUAUGCCAGUAUCGGAUCGCAUCCGCAUCGGAAACCAGAAGCGAGAGCGAGGGAACUUCCAUUUCCAGAGAGAGGAGUAUAGCAUGGCCGCGCGAGCCUACUGUAUGGCUCUGGAUGUCCUUACCACUUGUGGCAGAGAUGCUGGUGACUGUGGCGCCAAGGAGGAAGAGCAGGAAGUGCACGACUACAGGGUGAAGUGUUUGAACAACCUGGCCACUGCUCAGCUCAAACUGGAGAAGUACAACGAGGCGCUGCACACUAGCCGUGACGUCCUGGCCCUCGACCCCAACAAUGUCAAGUCUCUCUAUAGGGCAGGAAAGAUUUUGUCAGACUUGAGUCAAUACAAAGAGGCCAUGGAGCUGCUCAAGAAGGCCUUGAAACUGGAACCGACCACCAAGGCUAUCCACGCUGAGCUUUCCAAGCUUGUAAAAAGGCAGUCUGGAGGCAAAGCCAUACGGGAAUGGAAGGCCAAGCCCGCAGAGGUGCUCGGAGACAACAUCACACCUUUCCUCCUGGCCUCCAAAAAUACCUCAUCGGCCAUCUCCUGGAAGUUGAUACUCGGAGCUUUGGUGGUGGCGCUGGGCAGCUUAGUGACAUCAGUCAUUCUCACCGCAAGGAACUGAGCAUGUCAUUUUUCCCUUAUUUGAGCAACUGAGUAGUGUGCUAACUCCAUUUUUUUGUCCUUUUAAGCCAGGGGUCCCCAAACUACGGCCUGCACAUUUGGUCCGGCCCCCUGAACAAUUUUUUUUUUUUUUUUUUUUUACUUGUGUUAUUUAUUUCCUGGCUUUUUCUGUGAAGAACCCAGAGAGGGUUAUUUGGUUAUUAUAUAUUUAAUUAAUAAUUAUUAUAGUAUUAUUUUUAUUGUAUUUACUUUUGUUCCGUGAAGAAUCCAGAAAGGGUUAUUUGAUUGUAGCUUUCUGAAAAACAAUACAUUUUUACAUUUAGGCACUCCUGCAAUCGUCACACUUUUUCUGUUACAAACUGACCCCGGCCCCUCAUCAGAGAAGGGAAAAGUUAUGUGGCCCUCACAGUAUAAAGUUUGGGGACCCCUGUUUUAAGCACAGAAAAGAAUAGAGAAAAUGUCCUAAAUCAAGGUUGUUGUUUUUUUCCAAAUUUUUAUGUUAAGGGUGAUGUUUUCUUACAAAGAAUAAGUGCAACAUUGGGUCAAAUCCAACUUCCAAGAUGGCUGUACCCAUCACACCCAAAAAAACCUUUUUAAACAGUCUCAUGUAAAAUGACAAGUAACAGCUUACACCAUUCUAGUUCAAAGUGGCACAUUUACAUUCUGUACAGGCAAGGUUGCACCCGGAAAACUUGCAAAGCCUGGUGAUUAAGAAGCCCAUCUGCGGUCCACCAUGUUUUGACUUAUGUUUCAUGAGCAAUUUAUUAAUGCUAGUCUUAAUGAAGAUAUUCUUGAAAUACAAUUUUAAUAAAAUAUAAACGAAAAGACAUACAAUUUGGUGCACUGGUAGAGCUGAGUUCAUAUAUCAACCAAUAGAUGUCACCAUUGCGCUUUCAAAUGUAUCAGCAGAUGUGGUUGAAAUGUGUUUUCUUUAUAUAUAUUUAUACUUUUUUUUUUUUUUUUAUAGUAUUGUUAUAGGCUGGUGGGGGGCGGACCCUGAUAAAGAACCAGACAAUGGAAAAUUUAUACAGUAAAUAAAGCUUAUUACAUGAAAAAUGAAGAAAAGCAAAAUUCUGACACUAAUUAAUCUUCCCAGAUUUUAUUUGCAAAAAUGUUGACACUUUUGUAAUAAAAAAGGGGAAAAAAGUGCUUUGAUCAGUGUGUUUAUACUAUUAUAUAAAAAAGUGUGCAGUGAGGUUUAUUAAAAUAGCUCCAAAAUACUAUCUUUACCCUUCAUGUUUAAGAAAAUGUAAAGGUGCAGUUUCUAUCUUACAAAAAAAAAAAGUUUGCACCCUUACUAUACCAGUAGGACCAAUAAAUACAAAAAUAGUGAUAUCAAAUUACAUAUAGGAUACUGGUAUUUUUAGAAGACAGUGCUUUUAUCCAGGCAAUGGAGAGAAAAUAUUAGGAGCAUGUGUGUUAAAAAAAUCCUUCAUUGCAAAAAAUUAUGACUAUGUAUAUAUAUCGAAAAUAGAGGAAAAAAUUAUCGUGCCAUCCAACUACAGUCGGCAGCAUGUGCCAAAAGUCUUCUUUGCACUGUCGGCAGCCAGUUCCACCGGAGAUGUUUUAGGCUUCACCACUUUCACGUUCUUCUUCACUUCCCUUUUAACAGGCGACAAACAAGAACGGAGUCAGUCAAAUAUACAAAUUUGAAUUAAAACUAGUGUUGCACCACUAAUAUGGUAGUAUCGGAAGGGGGCCCGAUACGGCAUCGGCCAGUACUAAGAAAUAACGCGCAGAUCCUAUGCAAUAUGUAUUCUUCCAGAUUUCGUUUCUAGCCGCCAGUCACCCUACCCAGAAUGGCCGCCAGUGACAAAUGCAACUUUAACCCGCCAAAUUGCCAAAUGUAUCAAAUUUGAUAAAAUUAGAAUUUCAUGAUUUAGAGACUGUUAGAAUUUUUAUUUUCUCAAAAAAAAAAAAAGAAGGAAAAAAAAAAAACAUGGACGCAAGCAAUGUUCCCUCUGAUUUCAUGUGUGAGCAGACACACAAGCUCCCUAAGCCCACUGAGGACCACUGUGAGCAACAUCAGUUGUGUACACUGUGGCCACACACCAGUGUCACACCUGUUCAAAACUGUGGAUCAUGCAAUUUAUACGGCUUAUUAAAAGAAUGAAAUUACAGCAGCAAUUUUCAUUAGUUUCCUUUUAUUAUAAUUGAUUUAACCCACUUAAGGACAAAAGGGGCAAAGGACAAAAAUCUCAUUGUUCAUGAGAUAUGCACUAUGUUACUAUAUGUGAAAGUUCUGCUUUAACCAUAGGAAAACUCAUGCUUUGGCCUGGGGGAGUUAAUAAAACAACGAACAACCACAAUGCGAGUGCAGAGAUCCCUCGUUUUUCACAGUUAAUGGGGACCAGAACCCACCGCGAUAAAUGAAAAACCAUGAUCCCGCUCCCCAAAAAACCAUGUUUUUGUUUAAUGUAUUUAUUCUAGUGCUGCAACAAUUAAUCGAUUAGAAAAAAAUAUUCGAAUUAAAUUUUGUUGCUUCGAGUAGUCGUUUAAUUAAAGACAUUGUGAUGGUUUAUUUUGAAAGUGUUUGCAUUUAGUUUUAUUGAUUAGGGUGGAUACGCUGCUCUCUGGUCUGCCUCUUUUCACAUGGCUGAAUCCAACUGCUCCCUGUUAUGACCAACGUAAGCUAAGUUUUUGUUUGAGCUAAUGUUUUUUUAAUACAUUCAGAAUUUAUAGUUUAGUUUAUAGGUUUAUAGGUUUAUACGCGGUCCCAGGCUUCAACUGGGACCGUGUGCUUUGGUCAGAUGAGACCAAGAUUGAGCUUUUUGGCAACAAACACUAAGUGGGUCUGGCGUGCCACGAAAGAUGCGCAUGCUGAAAAGCACCUCAUACCCACUGUGAAGUAUGGGGGUGGGUCAGUGAUGCUGUGGGGCUGUUUGGCUUCCAAAGGCCCUGGGAACCUUGUUAGGGUGCAUGGCAUCAUGAAUGCUUUGAAAUACCAGGACAUUUUAAAUCAAAAUCUGUUGCCCUCUGCCCGAAAGUUGAAGAUGGGUCGUCACAGGGUCUUUCAGCAAAACAAUGACCCUAAACAUAUGGCCAAAUCUACACAGAAAUGGUUCACCAGACACAAAAUCAAGCUCAUCCCAUGGCCAUCUCAGUCCCCAGACCUUGUUUUGUUGGCAAAAGUAUGUUGUACAAAGUAUUAACACCAGGGAUGCUAAUAAUUGUGACACACAUUAUUUGAUGUCAAAUAUUUUUUCUUUGUGUGGGAUUUUUUUCCCCACUGAAUAAAUGCACUUGUAUUGAAGGUUGGAUUUUUCUCUUUUUUUUCCAUUAAGGUCCCAUAUUAUUUGAAGAUUAAAAAAAAUAAUUAGAAGCUAAAAAAACACAUCUUUUUCAGGGGUGCCAAUAAUUAUGGAGGGCACUGAAUGUACAGUAUGUUGAAUGUAUAUAUCAGUUUUGUGUCUUAUCUUUCCAUUUCAACAAUAAUUUACAGAAAAAUAUGGCAUAUUUUAAAGAUGGUUUGAAGUGCGAUUAAGUACGAUUAAUUAAUUAUUAAGCAGUGAUUAACUCGAUUAAAAAAUGUAAUCAUUUGACAGCCCUAGUCUUAACAGGGAGCAGCUGGAUUUAGCCAUGUUAAACGAGUUAUAUUAUUUAUUGUUGCCACUAGAGGGCAGUGUAUCCACCCAAAUCAAUAAAACUAAAUGCAAACGCUUUCAACACAAACCAUUACAAUUCCACCCUAAUUCGCGAAUACUCGAAGCAGCAAAAUUUGAUUUGAAGGUUUUUUCAAAUCUCAUUACUUGAGAAUCAAUUAAUCAUUGCACCACUAGUGGGCUUGACGUCAAAUUGACAAGUCUUUGAUAUCGUUUUAAGUCUCAAGUUUUAAGGGAGUUCACACAUUUAUUGUCACCAAAAUCAGAUAAACACAAAGAUUGUUAAGCAGUGUCCGACUAAGCCAAGAUAGCUAUUAUUUUACAUUGAAGUAUGCAGUAAUUUAAUACUAAAAGAAAAAUAGUUUGUAAAACAAAAAAAAAAAAACCUGGCCGAUACAACAUAGCCGGUAAGCGGAAUCGGUAUCAGGGGCCCCAAAAAAUUAUAUCUAACACUGAAAAGCACCAAAUGAAACCAACCUGGCCAGAUGAAGCACCGCUUCCACCACGUUGGUUCCUUCUUUGGCGCUGGUUUCGCAGAACAACGCGCCGUACGCCUGCAAAAGUAGAGCAAACACGCUUGUUACCUAAAUGAAAAACAACAAAUUAACAAAAAAAAAAGGCUGACUAACCGUAGCCAACUUUUCUCCGUGCGAAGUGCUAACACAGCGCUUAGCGGGCGUGUGUUCUCUCUUAUCUACCUUGUUGCCAAUAAUGCAAACGGGGAUUUUUUCAUCUGCGGAAUCCUGAUUGAAGAACAAACAACUUGUGGUUUUGUUGUCAUUAAGCUGUGGGUAAUUGGAUAGGAGUCGUGGAAAGUACCCGAAUCUGAUCUAGCCAGUCUCUAAUGCUGAGGAAACUUGGUUCUGACGUCACGUCGUAUAAGAGCAGGACCCCUUCAGCUUUUCGGAAAUAAGACCUAGCAAUACUCCGGAACCUGCAAAAAUAACAAACCUAUUGUGAUGCAUGUAUCAUCUUUUUAUUAUUAUAUAUUAUUAUUUAUUAUUAGGGCUGUCAAACGAUUAAAAAUUUUAAUCGAGUUAAUCACAGCUUAAAAAUUAAUUAAUCGUAAUUAAUCACAAUUCAAUCUAUCUCUAAAAUAUGCCAUAUUUUUCUGUAAAUUAUUGUUGGAAUGAAAGACAUAUACAUUCAACAUACUGUACAUAAGUACUGUAUUUGUUUAUUAUUACAAUAAAUCCACAAGACGGCAUUAACAUUAGUGCUGCAACGAUUAAUCGAUUAACUUGAGUAUUCGAUUAGAAAAAAAUAUUCGAAUUAAAUUUUGCUGCAUCGAGUAUUCGUUUAUUUAAAGUGACGUUGUAAUGGUUUAUCUUGAAAGUGUUUGCAUUUAGUUUUAUUGAUUUGGGUGGAUACACUGCCUUCUAGUCCCCCUCAAUUCACAUGGCUGAAUCCAGGUGCUCCCUGCCAAGACCAACAUAGGCUAAAUUUUGUUUAAGCUACUGGUUUUUUUUGCAUUUGCAUUUUUAUGCGUUUGUAAUUUAGUUUAUAGGUAUAUAUAGCCUAUUUUUGUGGGAAUAUGUGUCUGAACCAUUUGUUAAGAGCAUUGUAAAAAAGUUAGCAUUAGCAAGUUAGCACCAAUUUUUCUUUUGUUGUACAUAGAUCAUUUAUUUUUUAUACCGUUUGAGGCUCAGCUCAGGUAAUUAAAUUUUUCAUGUUCCUUAUCCAACUACUCGAUUAUUCGAACUAAUGGUUUAUCGAUUAAUCGACUACUAAAAUAAUCGAUAGCUGCAGCCCUAAUUAACAUUAACAUUCUUUCUGUGAAAGGGAUCCACGGAUAGAAAGACUUGUAAUACUUAAAAGAUAAAGGUGAGUACAAGUAAUACAAAUACAGAGUACAAGUUAUAGUAAUUUUGAUAGUUUGUACAUUGUGACUAAAUAUUGCCAUCUAGUGUAUUUGUUAACCUAAACUUAAUCUUUGAAUAGAGUAUUAUUUUUCAUAGCUAUUUUGAUUGGGAAUGUCAGAUCUCUGCAUUGAGCGCUUUUCUUUUUGUGAACAUUAUUUUAUUUUUGAGAGAUAGGAAUAUUAUUUUUGUUGUGCUUUCACUAAAUGAUACUGUUGCGACUUAAAAGUUCUUAACUGGCCAAAUGCAUGAUGGGAAUUUAAGCAACCAUAAGUCACAGUAGUUGUCGCAAAUGGUAUAUCAUCUCUGCGUUGAGUACAAUACAUGGUGUUAAAAAAAAAAAAUCUCCAAUUAAUCUUCCCCAUGUCGCUUGUCACAAUAGUUAUAACAGUUGUGGAAGAGAUGCUAACGCUUAUUCCGUUAAAUGGCGCGGCUCCGAUAAAUGCCUGGGUUACCAAUUCGCCCUUCUUGGUAAUUGGCGGUGCUACGGACCGGGGAUUCAUGCUGGCUCAUUGUCAUCAGUUGGCUCGGUUCGUCCGAUUUCCUCCUGAGGAAGACGGUGGCGUACAUAUAAACACCGAGAGGCGUUGGAUGGCUUUUGUGGGUACUUUUACUAACAAAAGCAUGUGGGGGACGCAGCCCUUGAGCCUGCGCUAACUGCACAUUUUCUGUACUCUCUCGCUCGACCACUUUCUUCCUCACUGUUCAAUCUGACAAUGCCGGUCACAUUGAGAAUAACAGCGGCCCCCUUGACGGGUGCCGGUAACACCUGCGUCCACUCCACUUGCUUGUCUCUGCCCUUGGCUCUCAAUAUACUUCAAACCACGCCAUUGUAGUCUGUUCGCGGCAAUGCUUGAGUGGGUCGUUCCGGCCAUGCGUUAAUUGCGUUAAAUAUUUUAACGUGAUUAAUUUAAAAAAGUAAUCACCGCCCAUUAACGCGUUAAUUUUGACAGCCCUAUUUUUUGGGGGGGGCUGCCAUUGACAGCAAUAGACGUCUAAUCCAUUUGAACUGCCGAUGGCAGUCACCCAGUUAUUACAAAAGAUUGCGGCACCUUUCUUGUCCAGCUGUGUCCCAUAUCCGCAGGUUGGUCAUUUGUCCAUCUACGAUCAUUUUUUUCAUCUGGAAAUCGACACCUGCAAAAGUAAGCUCAUGUCUUUAAAGUUCAAGACUUUGUAGCAACAACAGUUUGUUGUUAAUUUCCAUACCUAGUGUGGUCUGUAUGUCGUCUCUAAACUGGUUGAAUGCCAGUCGAUGCAGGAAGCUGGACUUGCCCGCUCCGGAGUCUCCGGCCAAGACAAGACUGUAGAUUGGCGCGGUGUCAUCCAUGUCGCACACAUCCUCGCCCCCAUUCUUCGCAAAACAUAAGAUUAGACAAAUCAAAAGGUGUACGUGUGGUGAAAUCGCCAGAAUUUAUGAAGAAAACCUCCAUUCUGCAUUGAUCACAACUGGGGCUGGGCAAUUGACACAUUUUAAAUCUGAUUAACAGCUCAGAUAAGGAAUUAAGAGUAGUAUUUAGCACACACAAAGUCAAUAGAAAUGUGUGUUUUAGUAGGGCUGGGCAAUGAGUACACAUUAUAAUUGCGAGUAAUUGCUAAUUGUUUUUUUUCUUUUUUGUUCACCAUACUGUAACCAGAGAGAUUUAAAUAAUGCAUUCAAAUACAGUGGUACCUCUACGUACGAAGUUAAUUGGUUCCAAUACCUUGUUUGUAAGUCGAAAUGGUCGUAUGUCGAGCAGGAUUUCCCCAUAAGAAUACAUAAUAAUUCCAUUAAUUCGUUCCACAGCCCAAAAACCUACACUAAAUAAGUUAAAAAUGCCAGGUUGUUUGCAUGUUACAUGUUUUAGAUCCCCCUGGUGGAGAGUUGCAAUUUGUUGUUUUUAUGCUCAGGCAUAUUUUGGCCACCCAAAGAAAGCUAAGACCUAUGUUCUCAUGGGAAAAAAAAACAAGCCAACGCGUUGAUGAAGAGAAAGUUUUGGUCUGAUUAAUUCGGGACGGGCAUCAUUAUGGUUCCAUUCUUCUAGUAACACUAGCUCAGUGCUUGUUUUUUUUUUUUUUAACAAAAUCCUUAAUAAAUACUGCUGUUACUAUUGCAAAAAGCAAUUACAAGAGCAAAACAAAUACAUUAUGUAUUUUACAUAGUGUACCUGAACGCCCCGUGGGGCUGACGGCAGAGUGAGAGAGUGCAGUUGACUUUCUCUUUUCACGUCCUGUUGUUGCUAUCAGUUGGCGACGCGUGUUUUGUUGCAAUAGUUCUGAAUUAAAUGAUUAAAAACCUGACAAAGCCGGUGAUGUCUUUGGCGAUGAUACUAGAAUAAUAAUUGUCACCUUAACGUAUAAAGACUGGAGAACAGAGGUCGUCGGAUUAUUGUCAAGCAGUUCAUAGACGUGCACCCUACGCUCAUAUUUUUCCAUCAUUCAAACUUCAUUUCAAUGGUAAACCAAACUUUUUUUUCUUUUAUCAUCACCUGCUUUAAUAUUCUUGGAACCCAUGUUGAUUUCUCUUGCAAGAAAAUUCGCCGUGCGUCAGUCUUGCGGGAAAACAAUGAAAUUGCGACGCUGUCAUCAAUCGUCGUAUUUCGAACAUUUCGUCGGAUGUAGAAACGGAUGCCGUGUCAAAUUUUACGUCGGAUGCCGAAAAUAUCGUGUGUCGGAGCGAUCGUAUGUCGAGGUACAUAUAUAUACACACAUACAUACUAGGCCUGCAGCUAUCGAAUAUAUUAGUAAUCGAGUAAUCGACUGAAAAUUGUAUCGAUUAAUCGGAUUUUUUUUUUUUUUUUAGGUAAAGAGCAAUUAUAAAAAUAUACAUGAGAAAAAAAGACAUUUCAUGUAAUAUUGAACCAUUUUCAGUCAAUCAAUGUCUUUAUUUUCGAUGUACAUUGUUGAAAACAGCCAACAAUUGCAUCUCAGAUGUGACUAGAAAAAAACAUAUCUUACCUAAAAAUUUAAUUAUGCUUGGUAACACACAUCACUUGAAAGCUACGUGUUUUUCCCACAUGUUUCAAUUGAAUUUACAUUUGUGUCAAGCUAUUCUUAAAUUCUAGUUAAGUUUUAAGUUAGUCUAAACUGUAAGUACUGAUAGGAUUUUGAGUUUUUGCAGUGUAAAAAGUGCAAUAAAUGUAUGAUACCUGCUGUAUUGGAGCACAUUAGGGACCAGUGCUACUUGGUGUUUUAUUCAGGAAUGACUACUGAGCUAAAACUAAAAAAUUUUUUUGUUUGUUUGAUUGAAAAAACAAACAUCUGGAGAAAAUAAAUCAUUGCAUUAAAACUUCAAGUACACUUUUUUUGUCCAGUCCCAGCUACAAUUGUAAAUAAGCCAUUCUCAAUUGAAAUGGAUUGACUAUUUCUAGUCAAUGGUAGCCAAUGAGUUAAAUAGCAUCAUGUCAAAUGUUAUUUUCCUGUCUAGACUGCAGGUCUUAUAUUAAUAGAAUUCCAUGCAAAUUACUUGUCAUUUCUACGCAAGUACAGGUGUGACUACCUCAUUAUUAAAAGCAGGCAACAGCUUUCGAAAGGCAGAUGCGUUGGAGCUUGCAAAACUCUGACAGAGAGACAGCCCCGCCUCAGAUUUGGCGUCCAAAAACUACAAGGCACAAGAAAUUUGAAUUAUUCUUUGCGGGCUUUUUGUGAUCUUUACAAGCGCGACCCCUGACCUCAUGGUCCGAGUAGCUGAUGUGGACGGUCUCCGUGGAGUCUCGGCCAUCGUCAGUUUCCAUGUCAAAGUCGCUGGCCGAGCUGUCUAACGGCAGAGAGACGCCGCUGUCCAGGUACUUUUCGGCCCACGAGGACACCUCAGACAUGGUCGAUUUCUCUGAUUCUAUGCUCAAACUUGUACAAAAAAAAAAAAAAAAAUUGCAAUUACUCAUGUAUAGUUUGUCAUUUAUCUCUUCGGUACUUUUCAGUUCAGUAUCACAUAAUGUGUUAAAUUGGGGACAGUGGACAUCUAUUUAAAAGUUAACAUUAGCUUAACACAUUCACUGCCAGCCCAGGUCACAGAGUAUGUAUUGUGACGGUUAGUAAAAGAGGGAACUUGAUUUUGAAAACACCUCUUGACGGCAACAGAGGUCCAAUCCAUUUCAACUGGGAGGGGCUUAAAACUUCUGUCAAAAUAGACGUCCAGUAUUAAGAGGAAAAAAAAAAAAAAAAAAAAAGCUAAAUAAAACACUUAGGCAAUGUGACCCAUAGGCGGAGUUUGACUUUUGGGGUAAAGGGGGCAUAACAUGUUGAUGACCCCGAAACGCAGUGUCAGCAAUAAAAUUAACUUAAAAGAAUAUUUAUAAUAAUAAGUUGAAAAUGAGUGUUUUUUGUUUGCCAUCAUUCUUAAUGGGAAUUCUAAAUCAGGCUGCUUAGGCAAUACUUUCCGCCAAGAUCAUCAUCCAUUGAAUAUGGUACGCCCGCCGGUGUCGUGCCAAUAAAGUUACCCCAGUCAAAAAUUCUAUCACCUGGGCGGAGCCAUAUGGAGGUAGAUUUGUGUCUUUAAUUUUCAAUCACAAAAAGUUGCUUCAAUCAAAAUAUAUAUUUUAAACCAAAAAAAGUCGCUUCAAUCCAAAAAAAAA
Corythoichthys intestinalis (scribbled pipefish) is the source of this 12059-nucleotide messenger RNA. It is a transcript of the gene fkbp16, whose product is annotated as FKBP prolyl isomerase 16. The coding region runs from base 694 to 2049 and encodes 451 amino acids. The transcript is spliced from 10 exons. The record is from RefSeq and is a predicted model, not a curated record. Gene Ontology annotation, molecular function: protein folding chaperone; peptidyl-prolyl cis-trans isomerase activity; protein binding. Gene Ontology annotation, cellular component: endomembrane system; membrane; mitochondrial envelope. Gene Ontology annotation, biological process: negative regulation of apoptotic process; protein folding. Lineage: Eukaryota; Metazoa; Chordata; Actinopteri; Syngnathiformes; Syngnathidae.